GUGGAAGAGAGACAGGGCCACUGCAGAGGGUGAUGAUGCUAGAAGUGAGUCAAUACUUGGAGAACUACCUUUGGCCAAAUUUUGCUCCAGAGGCGGCUUCUUUUGAGCAUGUGAUGUCCAUGAUAUUAAUGGUCAAUGAGAAGUUUCGAGAAAAUGUGGCAGCUUGGAUAUGCUUUUAUGAUCGAAAGGAUAUGUUUGAAGCAUUCCUUGAGAGGGUACUUCGCCUAAAAGAG
Molecule: messenger RNA, 233 nt
Organism: Striga hermonthica
Lineage: Eukaryota; Viridiplantae; Streptophyta; Magnoliopsida; Lamiales; Orobanchaceae
Source: the annotation of a GenBank genome assembly